CUUUCUCUGCCGUUUGACGCUAAUCAAUCGAAUAUACUACAAGAUGUCUGGACGUGGUAAAGGAGGCAAGGCACGCGCCAAGGCCAAGAGCCGCUCUUCCCGUGCGGGUCUCCAGUUCCCGGUUGGCCGAGUUCAUCGCUUCUUGCGCAAGGGAAACUAUGCCGAGCGCGUGGGUGCCGGCGCGCCGGUGUACCCGGCGGCGGUGCUGGAGUACCUGACGGCCGAGAUCCUUGAGCUGGCUGGCAACGCUGCUCGCGACAACAAGAAGACCAGAAUCAUCCCCCGUCACCUUCAGCUGGCCGUCCGUAACGACGAGGAGUUGAACAAGCUGCUGUCCGGCGUCACCAUUGCUCAGGGCGGCGUUCUCCCCAACAUCCACGCCGUACUUCUCCCCAAGAAGACCAGCAAGGCUCAGUAAUUCCAGACGGAGGCCCACAUCCCGAAACCCCGGCCCUUUUCAGGGCCACCCACAUCCUCUCGAAAGAACUGUAUCAUCAUAUCUACCCUCUACCAUCGUUGUUGUGACAAUAAAGUAAUGAAAAAUACAAGUAAUAAAACUGCAAAUAUAGCGCACAUUGCACUUGUCUACACUUAGUCGCAUCCUUGCACGUCCCACUCCCUUCUAAACAAAAUAUAGCGUUACACAUGAUCACACGAGGAAAGACUGCUAUAUCAUGACAGUCCUAUGCUCGCUGACAUAUCUGUAGAUUAUACUUUUAUUGCACAGCAUUGCUACAUGGUACCAAGUAUGUCAUCUACUAGUAUAUAUCAUUUUAUAGAAGAGAUUGAACACGUGUAGUCUGGUGUGUUG
Messenger RNA from Branchiostoma belcheri (Belcher's lancelet), 811 nucleotides. Its product is annotated as histone H2A-like. The transcript has a single exon. Gene Ontology annotation, cellular component: nucleosome. Bases 44 to 418 code for a protein of 124 amino acids. The record is from RefSeq and is a predicted model, not a curated record. Lineage: Eukaryota; Metazoa; Chordata; Leptocardii; Amphioxiformes; Branchiostomatidae. Gene Ontology annotation, molecular function: DNA binding; protein heterodimerization activity; structural constituent of chromatin.